AUGGGUCCUGUGAUUUUCACCCGUCCUACUUUCUCCACAGUUGUUACUUCAGAAACUUAUAAUGGAUAUGUGCAGGGAUCCUCCGGACCAUCUCCAGCAAUGACAACACGAAACGAAAUGGAAAUAUUUAAUGAUCCAGAUCUCACCAAGCCAUAUCAUCCGGUUUCCAUGACUGCUAAAUCCAAAUUUAGUGCUCGCAUAACACACGCCAUGCUCCCUCCGAAGCUCAAAAUGCCAACCACAGUCAAGAAAUAUGAUGGUACCACUGAUCCGGAUGAUCACAUGUUUGACUUCGAUGGGGCUGCAUGUGUAGAACAAUGGCCGAUGCCGGCUUGGUGCUUCAUGUUCGCACAAACACUAACCGGGGCUGCUCGGGUGUGGUUUGAUGCCUUGAACGAAGGAGAGAUCAAUGAUUUUGAAGAGUUCCAAAGGUUAUUUCUCCAGAACUUUAGCCAACAAAGGCACUACUUCAAAGAAAUCACGAAAGCUCACAACAUUCGGAGAAAGGAUGGGGAAUCUUUGGAUAGUUUCAUUGACCGAUUCAAUCGAGAAAGUAUGCAGAUCAGCGGGGUAGUUAACCAGUUAAGGAUCUCCGGAUUCUGUCACGGUGUACGGAAUAACCAGCUGGUUGAAAAAUUACACGAAAAUCUCCCGAAGACAAUGGGAGUACUCAUGGAGCGAGCCAGAGCUUUCGCUCGGGGGAAAAAUGCAUGUAAUCCAGCACCAGAGUCAGACCAUAAGAUGUCCUCCUGGAAGAAAAAUGGUGGGUCUGUAUUCGAUAAAACUCCAUCCGGAGGUAGGGGACGACCACACCCUUACAGCAGAAACGAUAGGCCUCAGCGGGGAAGAAGUUCCGGAUCAAGAUUUUACAAUCUAUCGGAUCUUUCUAAAACCCCCAGUGAAAUCCUCAGUGCCGAAGGAGCAAACUUCCCCGCCCCACCAAAGCUCCGAAAUCCAGGUGACCAGAACUCCAAAAAAUAUUGUGAUUACCAUCAUGCGCGAGGCCAUAAUACAGAUGAUUGCUGGUCCCUAAAUCAAGAAAUAGAAAAAGGAUCCGGUAAGCUGUCACAUUUGGUAAAAGAAGUAAAAGAAGGAAAAUCUUCAGGGAGUUCGGCAGAUAAUCCAAACAACCAACUAGCAAUCUGCAUAAUCAGGAAAGUAGAUAACCAAGGCAUUAAGCGAUCCAAUCAUCACAUGGCUGCUUGGAUGCAACAACCGAUCGCUUUCCCUCCAAUUACCCCUAGAGAAAUCAAAGACGGACCAAUCAUAGUGUCUGCGAUAAUAGCAGGCCACAAGGUCCGGAGGAUUUAUGUUGAUAGCGGAAGUGCCACUAAGAUCAUGUACCAACAGUAUUUCCAACAAUUAGCUCCGCAAACCAAAGCAAAACUGAUACAAGUCUCUAUGCCGUUGGUAAGCUUCUCCGGAGAGGUGGUACAGCCAAUUGGGCAGAUCACCCUACCAACAACGGUGGGAGCCGGAAACCUGGUCAGAACCGUCAACUUGACAUACCUGGUGAUGGGAGCAAGGUCCGUCCACAAUGUCAUACUUUGA
Helianthus annuus (common sunflower) is the source of this 1551-nucleotide messenger RNA. RefSeq lists its product as uncharacterized. Lineage: Eukaryota; Viridiplantae; Streptophyta; Magnoliopsida; Asterales; Asteraceae. The record is from RefSeq and is a predicted model, not a curated record. The coding region runs from base 1 to 1551 and encodes 516 amino acids. The transcript has a single exon.